Anoplophora glabripennis (Asian longhorned beetle) is the source of this 1471-nucleotide messenger RNA. Its product is annotated as ADP,ATP carrier protein. The record is from RefSeq and is a predicted model, not a curated record. Bases 81 to 983 code for a protein of 300 amino acids. The transcript has 4 exons. Gene Ontology annotation, molecular function: ATP:ADP antiporter activity. Gene Ontology annotation, biological process: mitochondrial ATP transmembrane transport; mitochondrial ADP transmembrane transport. Gene Ontology annotation, cellular component: mitochondrial inner membrane. Lineage: Eukaryota; Metazoa; Arthropoda; Insecta; Coleoptera; Cerambycidae.
CCUCGCCAAGUCACUUGCAGUUCAGUGCGCGAUCCGUUCACAACUUCAACCAAGUAGUCUACAAUACCCCGUGAAACAGAAUGUCUCUCGCCGAUCCCGUUGCCUUCUUGAAGGACUUCUUGGCCGGAGGCAUCUCCGCCGCUAUCUCCAAGACAUGUGUGGCCCCCAUCGAACGCGUCAAGCUGCUCCUGCAAGUCCAGCACAUCUCCAAGCAGAUCGCAGAGGACAAACGCUAUAAGGGUAUGGUAGACUGUUUCAUCCGCAUUCCCAAAGAACAAGGAGUUUUGGCUUACUGGCGUGGUAACACCGCCAACGUCAUCAGGUACUUUCCCACCCAGGCCCUCAACUUCGCCUUCAAGGACAAGUACAAGCAGGUCUUCUUGAGCGGAGUCGACAAGAAGACCCAGUUCUGGCGUUACUUCUUGGGCAACUUGGCUUCUGGUGGUGCCGCUGGUGCGACGUCGCUCUGCUUCGUAUACCCUCUCGAUUUCGCCAGAACCAGGUUGGCUGCCGAUGUAGGCAAAGCUGGAGCAGAAAGAGAAUUCACAGGAUUAGGUAACUGCCUUGUAAAGAUCUUCAAAUCUGAUGGUCUUGUUGGUUUGUACCGUGGCUUUGGAGUGUCCGUACAAGGUAUCAUCAUCUAUCGUGCCGCCUUCUUCGGCUUCUAUGACACCGCCAAGGGUAUCUUGCCCGAUCCCAAGAACACACCGAUCGUCAUUUCUUGGGCUAUUGCUCAGACCGUCACCACUGUCGCCGGUAUCAUUUCAUAUCCCUUCGACACCGUGCGUAGGCGUAUGAUGAUGCAGUCCGGACGUAAGAAGACAGAAAUCGUCUACAAGAACACUGCUCACUGCUGGGCCACGAUCGCUAAGACUGAAGGUGGUGCCGCCUUCUUCAAGGGUGCGUUCUCUAACAUUCUCCGUGGUACCGGUGGCGCCAUCGUACUCGUCAUGUAUGACGAAAUUAAGAAGGUUAUCGUUUAAUUUCCACCGCUGCUCCUGUCGUGCAUUGAUACAACACUCCAGUCGACUUCCUUAGGGAACUUUUUAGUCAAAUUCAACAAGCAAUCGCCUCAAGUUGUGUCCCUCCCAGCCUGAUCAUUCCGGGUGGGAUUAACCCGUUCAAGGGUCCCACGUCUUUGGUUUUCGCUGACUCCCAUCCUCUACAGCAUUCUGAGGGGCACAACUCGAGGCCACAUUGUAUAUAGGUGUACAUUUAAUUUAUUUUAAAUUAUGACUAAGUGAACGAACCCGGGGCCGAAAAUGGACUCUUUCAACAACAAGUAGAAGUAUGACUCAGUUCUUUGUAGGUAUUUAUUACUGUUUAAGUUGUGCGGAUCGCCAAUCUAUUGUUAUUUAAGUUAUAAAGCACUACGUAACUAAGUAACAAUUCCGUUACCUGUUGAUAAAAAUAUUUUAAAUUUGUAUCAUCAAGGCUUUGAUGGUAAAAAAAUAAAAAACAAAAACAUCGA